This is a messenger RNA of Ciona intestinalis (vase tunicate), 895 nucleotides long. RefSeq lists its product as uncharacterized. NCBI's taxonomy places the organism in Eukaryota, Metazoa, Chordata, Ascidiacea, Phlebobranchia, Cionidae. The record is from RefSeq and is a predicted model, not a curated record.
AGCAUUUAGUAAAUAGAAUGGUAUAAUUUUUUCUGGCAAUCAGUAUUGUUACGUCUUAUCUGCACCGCGUUCAACACUUGAUUUACAAUCGUCAAAUGUAAAGUCCAAAUCAUGGAGACAUCAGAAGCGUUAAAAACCGCCCACGACGAUUUAAGCGAAUUGAAAGGGAAAAAAGUUGAACUGAGUCGGGAAAAAGCGAAGUUGGACAACCAUAAACAGGUGUUUCUAGCGGAACUCAAGCGUAUCGAAGCGGAACUGUCUGCGGUCGAAGGCAAACUCGAAGACGUCAAUGUUCGCUACCGCUCGGUGGCGUGGCAGAUCACCUGGCUGCAGUUACGUCGAUUUUGGCAAUUGCUUUGCCAAGCUGCGAUAUGCCUUUACACUAUUGUGGUCUUUAUAAUUAUAAACACACUACAAGUGACAUACGUUGCUUUGGUGGUCACUGCGAAUUUACUAAGAAACAUUCUAGACACUCAAACUUCAGCGCUGGGAUCGUAUCGCUCGUCUAAGAUAGAAGAAUCGUCCUGCUGGACCUGACCAGGCUGGGAUUCGAACCCGGGGACCUCACGUAUAACAAGCAUAAUCAGAAACAUGAAUGUUUUACAAUUCCUAACCCCAUCUUUACCUUUUUCCAACCCAGUGUUAUUCGUUGAUCAGAAACGCUUUUUUAUACGUAUAUCCGUGAUGACGUAAUAUGUUACGUAAUUGUGCCGCUGGCGAUGACGUGUACAGUUAAUGCGAUUCGAUUUAUGAAAAAUAUUUCAACUUUUGAACUUCUGCUACUGUAUCGAAUUACGCGCUGUGAAAUUUUAAUGAUUUUUUUUCUCACCUCAAUUUCGUGAUACUCCGCGACAAAUUGUUCAUGGCAAUAAAUUCAUCCGCGCCAAAAAGUUGA